GGAGGAGAAAGCGGGCGGUACCAUUACGCCGGACCGUGAGACGACGACUCUCGUUGGAUACACAUGACACACCCAGACAGUUAAAUGAGCAAAAGAAAAACUGUGGAUUUUGGUCAUUAAUUAAGACAUAACAGGUGGAAGUGGUAACGUUCUGGGAGGGAAAGCGCAGACAGGUCUUGCUCCAGCAUGAACCGAGCAUUUAACAGGAAAAGAGAUAAAUCAUGGAUGCAUACCCCUGAGGCUCUGGCCAAACACUUCAUUGCGUACAAUGUCAAGUUCCUCGGCAACACAGAGGUUGAGCAACCUAAAGGCACAGAGAUUGUGAGAGAUGCAGUCAGAAAGCUUAAGUUUCAAAGGCACAUCAAGAAAUCAGAAGGCCAGAAGGUUCCAAAGGUGGAAUUACAAAUAUCAAUUUACGGAGUAAAGAUAUUAGAUCCUAAGACAAAGGAUGUGCUGCACAAUUGCCAGUUGCACAGGAUAUCCUUCUGUGCUGAUGAUAAAACAGACAAAAGGAUAUUUACAUUCAUCUGCAAAGACUCGGAAUCAAAUAAACACCUCUGCUACGUGUUUGACAGUGAAAAAUGUGCAGAGGAGAUCACUCUGACUAUUGGCCAAGCCUUUGACUUGGCCUACAAGAAGUUUCUGGAGUCAGGAGGAAAAGAUGUAGAGACACGGAAACAGAUAGGAACCCUUCAGAAGAGAAUCCAGGAACUCGAAUCGGAAAAUACCGAGUUGAAGAAGCAGUUACAGAACUUAGAUGAGCAGUUGAGAAGUUCCAAAGUGUCCCCUCUGCUGCACUUAAACUCGGCUAACGAAGCGUACAUGCUGCAGAGGCCUUCCUCUCUCUUCUGGUGUCACAAUCUCACCUCCUUCUCGUGUCUCGAGAUCUCCUCUGUCACUCUCACGCCUAUGAGCUCUCCCGAGUCCAACUUCUCCACGGGCCUCCUCACCCCUCCUCCCGCUAAGCCUGCGCUUCCAAAGCCUCCCAACGGAUGCAGUAUCCCACGGCCUCGCGCGGGCAGCAUCUCCACAAAACCAUCCACAGACAUUUUUGACAUGAUUCCCUUCUCCGCUGUGGAGCCACUGGUUCCAUUACCGGCGAGUAACGGAGCGUCACCCCCUCCCCCAGCACAACCAGCAGACCCACGGACAGAUCUUUUUGGCGCCGAACCCUUUGACCCGUUCAUCUGUGGGGCCGCUGACUUCCCUCCGGACAUCCAAUCCAAGCUGGACGAGAUGCAGCGUCAGAGAUGGAGGGGUUCAAAAUGGGACUAACCCUAGAGGGCACUGUCUUUUCUCCAGACCCACUAGACGGUCGCUGCUGAUGCCAAGAGGACUCUUUUUGUGAAAUACUGUUUCCUGUUUCUAUUAAAUAAGUGCCAAAAUUGAAUCUACAGUCAAGAUGUCAAUGUUCUCACCUUGAGAUUUGUAUGUCUUUGCAUUAGAAUUUGGUUUACAAAAACAGAAAUGUUUGAAAAAGAGAGAAAUGUGAUGGAACCUACAUUUUAAGUCUGAUAAGUUAAAACACUAUUUUUAUAACAAUUAUUAAAAAAAAGAAUAGAGUAGUUUUGACACCCCCUUGUACAGGCAUUGAAGGAUGUAAAUAGUAUGUCCAAUGGUACAUGCUGUAUCAAAAAGCUUAAUAUCUGAAUUCUCAUGUCCCGGCAAUUACAUUUUAUUAUGUUUCCAGCUGUCAUUAUAUUUUAGUUCUUUGUUGUCAUUUCAGAAACCUCUUCUGUUGCACACAUACAUUUCCAUUGUACUUGUACCUGACAGUCUGCUUGUGAUUGCCAUGUAGGGAUUCAUAAAUGCAAUAUAACAUCGUUGAAGUCUGAAAACAGGAAACAUUAGCAUGACUCCUCAGUUCUGGCUGCAGCUCUGUAAAGUUAUAAAGGACUGUACUAAAAACUACAGAUACAGAAAUGUUCCUUCAUGACCACAUUAAUAUGUUGGUCCCCAUAUUGAAGUAUACAUUACAGUAAUAUUGAGAAUUCAUUGUGUUCUCUGGCAGGACAGGAAGGAUGUGGGUUCUAAGGCAAAAUCAGUAUUGACCUGAAGUUGUAUUAUGAAGUUUACAAUUGCGUCAUUAGAGGGGGAUGUUGUCCCUUACAUUUGUAUAGGGUUGAAGUACGAUGCAUCAUUGGGUAGCUAUUGACAUAUUACUGGAAUGCCAAACUGAGCUUCAUGUUUAACACAUUUUGUAUGAUUUAACAUAUUUUCAUGACUAAAAUGGAUUCAUUGAGAUAUUUUAAUAGAACAUGUAACCAUCUGUUUGUAUUCUUUAUCCAUUUAGCCCAGUAUGUACUUUUUGAAAUCCUCUUGGGUAGCAGAAUUUCAUUCCUUACUAUGUUUUAGUACCCACUUGCACAAGGAAGCACUUUUAAAAGCCUUUGUCAGUAUAUUUUGAUGUUAACACCUAUAUGUUUACAUGAUUACAUUUAAUUUGUAUGCAGUAUUUUAAACUUUGCCCCUGUAGUCAUUAAAUAUAACAUCACAUGAUA
Messenger RNA from Sardina pilchardus (European sardine), 2501 nucleotides. RefSeq names its product GULP PTB domain containing engulfment adaptor 1a (gene gulp1a). Lineage: Eukaryota; Metazoa; Chordata; Actinopteri; Clupeiformes; Clupeidae. The transcript is spliced from 14 exons. The coding region runs from base 187 to 1275 and encodes 362 amino acids. The record is from RefSeq and is a predicted model, not a curated record.